AUGCCCGGAGCCGCCGCCGCCGCUGCCGCCGCCGCCGCGAUGCUCCCGGCUCAGGAGGCUGCCAAGCUGUACCACACCAACUAUGUACGGAACUCGCGGGCCAUCGGCGUGCUGUGGGCCAUCUUCACCAUCUGCUUUGCCAUCGUCAACGUGGUGUGCUUCAUCCAGCCCUACUGGAUCGGCGACGGCGUGGACACCCCGCAAGCUGGCUAUUUCGGGCUCUUCCACUACUGCAUCGGCAACGGCUUCUCCCGGGAGCUGACCUGCAGGGGCAGCUUCACGGACUUCUCCACGCUGCCCUCUGGCGCCUUCAAAGCCGCCUCCUUUUUCAUCGGCCUCUCCAUGAUGCUUAUCAUUGCCUGCAUCGUUUGCUUUACCCUCUUCUUCUUCUGCAACACGGCUACGGUGUACAAGAUCUGUGCCUGGAUGCAGCUCACCUCCGCUGCCUGCCUUGUGCUUGGCUGUAUGAUUUUCCCUGAUGGCUGGGACUCAGAUGAAGUAAAACGGAUGUGUGGAGAGAAGACAGACAAGUACACUCUUGGGGCUUGUUCAGUCCGCUGGGCCUACAUCCUGGCUAUCAUUGGGAUUUUGGAUGCUCUCAUCCUCUCGUUUCUGGCAUUCGUGCUUGGUAACCGACAAGACAGCUUGAUGGCAGAGGAACUGAAGGCAGAAAACAAAGGUAAGAUUGCUUUGGGGAACUCUUACCCCAAAGCACAAAACAUGGCAUUCUCCAUCCUGUCCCAUCUGUUUAUUGAAAUAUAG
This is a messenger RNA of Budorcas taxicolor (takin), 762 nucleotides long. It is a transcript of the gene LHFPL3, whose product is annotated as LHFPL tetraspan subfamily member 3. The record is from RefSeq and is a predicted model, not a curated record. NCBI's taxonomy places the organism in Eukaryota, Metazoa, Chordata, Mammalia, Artiodactyla, Bovidae. Gene Ontology annotation, biological process: sensory perception of sound. The transcript has 3 exons. Gene Ontology annotation, cellular component: plasma membrane. Bases 1 to 762 code for a protein of 253 amino acids.